This is a messenger RNA of Selaginella moellendorffii, 1293 nucleotides long. Its product is annotated as hemK methyltransferase family member 2. NCBI's taxonomy places the organism in Eukaryota, Viridiplantae, Streptophyta, Lycopodiopsida, Selaginellales, Selaginellaceae. Gene Ontology annotation, cellular component: eRF1 methyltransferase complex. The transcript is spliced from 3 exons. Gene Ontology annotation, biological process: methylation. Gene Ontology annotation, molecular function: protein methyltransferase activity; nucleic acid binding; S-adenosylmethionine-dependent methyltransferase activity. Bases 233 to 1168 code for a protein of 311 amino acids. The record is from RefSeq and is a predicted model, not a curated record.
UUUUGCCCUUUUCAAAAGGUCUUUUUCGAGGAAGCUUCUUCCCUGAAAGACGAUCUCGGAUCGCCUCGGCACAGGCGAACAUCUGCCGCAACGAGGAGCACGAUUCCUCCUUAUCCCCGGUUUUACGAUUUUAGGGCUCUGCUCUUAGGUCUUAGCGAGAGCUAGCGAGAGCGAGCGAGCGAUUGAUUUGUGGAUCUUUUCUCCCCGGGCGCGUCGCGUGAAGAAAUCAAUCAUGGCAGCAGCUGAGGUUUCGACCUCGCGCAAGCAGCUCUUUCACAAGCGGAGCAUGGAUUGCGUCCUGAGCAUGGACAGUGUGGCGCCGUCGCUACGCGAGCAGCUCCGCCACACCUACAGCGCUAACAACGUCCUCUCGCCGCGAAGAAAAUCUGCCGACAUCCGCCUCGUCGCCCGCCACGCCGACGUCUACGAGCCCUGCGACGACUCCUUCGCGCUGGUGGACGCGCUCCUCGCCGACCGCUCCCACCUUGCGGAGCUCCAGCCCAAGCUGUGCAUGGAGAUUGGCUGUGGCAGUGGGUACGUGAUUUCCUCCCUGGCUUUGAUGCUGCGCGACGAAGUUGAGUCGUCCCAAUACGUUGCCACAGAUAUCAACCAGGCCGCCACCGAGACGACGCUCGAGACGCUCAAGGCGCACGGCGUCUCGGCGGACGUCGUGCGCACCGAUCUCGUCUCGGGCCUCGAGAGGCGGCUGGCCGGCAGCGUAGACCUGCUGGUUUUCAAUCCUCCAUACGUCCCCACACCCGAGGACGAAGUUGGAGCUCCGGGGAUCACAGGGACUUGGGCCGGGGGUGAUCGAGGCAGGGUGGUGAUCGACCGGCUCUUGGGCGUGGUGGACGGGAUCAUCUCCAGCCGGGGCUGCUUCUACCUGGUCACGCUCACCGCCAACAAUCCGGGAGAGAUCUGCCGGAUAAUGCAGAGCAAGGGGUUCGCGUCCCGGAUCGUGGUGCAGCGCCACACCGAGGAGGAGAGCUUGCACGUCCUCAAGUUUUGGAGGAGGAAUUCACAGGGGAGUUCGUCGUCUUCGUCUUCCUCGUCCGUGGUGGCAGCGGGUUCCUCCUCCUCCUCGCCCUCCAUGGACUCAAGCACGAAUUUCUCGUCGCCGCUGAUGUGCUUGCCGCAGAAGAUCUCUCGCCUCGCGUUUUGGAAAUGACAAGAACAAGCCAAGGAGGAGGAAGGAGAAGAGUUGAUCUCCUUCUUUUGUAUGUAAAUUUUGUAUAGAAGCUCUCUCCUUUGUGGUGUUAAGCAUAAUGCGCUAAUCUAAACUAAUUGGCUUGA